AUGGCCAGACCGGUGGGUGCAGGGACGGGUGGGAGCUCGGGUGCGUGGAACACGUACAUAGAGGACGAGGACGGGUCGCUGUAUGCGCCCGCAGGCGGCGACGACGGCGGCGGUAAGGUUGCGGGCAAGAGUACGGGCAAGGGCAGGAGCAGCCGAGCCAGCGGUAGCAGCAGUGGCGGCGGUGGGCGGCGGCGGCAUUACGAUCCGCACGCUGGUGGCCUCAUCCUUCCGUCAUCGUCGUCGAUGCACUUUGAUGCGCGAGCGGUGCUCGGCGUUGUGCCUCUGCACGAGAUCCCGUCGCGGGCGCGGAGCUCGGCACGGGUCCCGCUGCUCGAGUGCACCCGGUGCUCCGGCUGGGGCCAUCUCGAGCCGCACUGCCCCGAGGCUGUCCGCAAGCCGACCGAUCCGCCGCUGUUGGUGCUCUCGUCGGCCACGACCGCCAAGUUUGCCGCCAAGCAUGCGCCGCCGCCGGCCGCGCCGGCCCGCACCAGCAGCGCAGCCUCGGCAAGCUCACACUCGCGCUCCCGUCGCGAGCGCGGUGGAGGCGGUAGCACAGGCGGCGCUGGAGCCGGGAGCGGCGACCGCGACCGCUCACGCUCCCGUGACCAGCGCGGAUCGCGUGAUAGCAGCCGUGCCCCGGUUCCGGGCGUCGAUGGCGCCGUCGACUUUAACGGCGUAUGCUUCAUCUGCAACAAGCCCGGCCAUCGCGCCCGCCAGUGCACGCAGCGCGCUGCCGGCAAGUCAUCCGAUCAUGGCGCGUGCUUCCGCUGUGGCCAGCAGGGCCAUUAUGCUCGCGAGUGUCCCGACUCAUAG
Messenger RNA from Thecamonas trahens ATCC 50062, 813 nucleotides. RefSeq lists its product as uncharacterized. The transcript has a single exon. NCBI's taxonomy places the organism in Eukaryota, Apusomonadida, Apusomonadidae. Gene Ontology annotation, biological process: positive regulation of cytoplasmic translation. The coding region runs from base 1 to 813 and encodes 270 amino acids. Gene Ontology annotation, cellular component: cytoplasm. The record is from RefSeq and is a predicted model, not a curated record. Gene Ontology annotation, molecular function: zinc ion binding; translation regulator activity; single-stranded RNA binding.